This is a messenger RNA of Soboliphyme baturini, 585 nucleotides long. Lineage: Eukaryota; Metazoa; Nematoda; Enoplea; Dioctophymatida; Soboliphymatidae. The record is from the annotation of a GenBank genome assembly.
AUGGGAUCUACUUCGUUAAUGGCAUUUUGGGGUUCACAAGUUGUCGGUGGAAAGGAGUACGGCCGGCGGUUCAUACUGGAAUCGCUUAACGCGUUUGUCGAAGGCGGUGUUCAUCCCGUUUUGUAUCGCGAAAAUGAAAAUGGCGAUGCGGUGUUUUUUAUCAAAGGUCGUGAAAUUGCUAACACGUUACAAUCGGCUUCGCGCAGAGUACGAGGUCCUUCUGACGAGAAGCUAACUAUUCGUACAUUUAACUGCCAACAGCCAUUUGCGUCAUUACCUGAAGAGGAUAUUGCGUUGCUAAAGGGAUUGCUGGAAAAGCGGUUUUCGCCUGAGGCCAAUCAUCUCAAUCUGAGUGAUUUUUCCAAUGAUCCAGUAGUAACAAGUCAACCUAAUUAUCUUGGUCUGAACAAAAACUCAGUCAUGAUGGGAGUGGUCAAUUUGCUGAUCUCCUGUGCGGACAAGUUGCAUUCAGUCGAUCUGUCGAAAAACCAGAUUCGUUAUUUGGAAUGUUUUGCAACACUUUGCUCGUAUUGUCGUAAUGUUCAGCGGCUAAAUUUGAGCAAAAAUUCGGUAAGAGCUUUGUAG